This is a messenger RNA of Alosa alosa (allis shad), 303 nucleotides long. Its product is annotated as kinesin-like protein KIN-14J. The annotation marks the transcript as partial. Gene Ontology annotation, cellular component: microtubule; kinesin complex. The record is from RefSeq and is a predicted model, not a curated record. NCBI's taxonomy places the organism in Eukaryota, Metazoa, Chordata, Actinopteri, Clupeiformes, Clupeidae. Gene Ontology annotation, molecular function: microtubule motor activity; microtubule binding; ATP binding. The transcript has 3 exons. Gene Ontology annotation, biological process: microtubule-based movement.
ACUUGCAUCUUCGCUUAUGGUCAAACUGGUUCAGGUAAAACUUAUACUAUUGAAUAUAUUUUAAAUGAAAUAAUAGAUCUUGCAGGCUGUGAAAGAAUUAAUAAAAGUUUAGUUGAAAAUAAUAAAUUAAAUCAAACUAAAUAUAUAAAUAAAAGUCUCUCAGCUUUAGCUAAUAUAAUUAAACAAUUACAAAAUAAAAAUUCUUAUAUUAAUUUUAGAGAUAAUAAAUUAACUCAUAUUUUAAAAGAUAUUUUUUCUCAAAAAAAUAAAACUUAUAUUUUGUUCUAUUUAAUCAAGUAUUAA